This is a messenger RNA of Doryrhamphus excisus (bluestripe pipefish), 1863 nucleotides long. RefSeq names its product eukaryotic translation initiation factor 2B, subunit 1 alpha (gene eif2b1). Gene Ontology annotation, molecular function: translation initiation factor activity; guanyl-nucleotide exchange factor activity. NCBI's taxonomy places the organism in Eukaryota, Metazoa, Chordata, Actinopteri, Syngnathiformes, Syngnathidae. The record is from RefSeq and is a predicted model, not a curated record. Gene Ontology annotation, cellular component: eukaryotic translation initiation factor 2B complex. Gene Ontology annotation, biological process: translational initiation.
GAUACGGCGUCCGGUCUUUACCAACCUCCGAGGAAGACUACCUGGUGACGUCAUCACCCCUCGACGGUCAACACGCAGAAGCGCUCGUCUCAACUUUUCGUACCGCAAUUGUGUAUUGGGUUUAUUUUACCAGGAGGUAAAGGUGACAUCGUUUAUUGUGAAUGGAUGGUAGUUUUAUUGAAAAGUAGACGCACAGGAAGAGAUAACGAAAAGACGAAGUGACUGCAUAUAAUUUUACAUCUGCUUUAUCCUGUCGAAAUCUAUUGGAUUUUGCUUGAUAUUGCCCUGAUAAGUGUCUCCUCUCAGCAUGAAUGAAGAAGAGCUGGUGGAGAACUUCCGGGCUCAGAUGAGGAAGGAUCCAGACGUGGCGUCCGCCGUGGCCGCCAUCCGCACCCUGCUGGAGUUCCUCAAGAGAGACCAAGGUGAGACCCUGCUGGGCCUCAGAGAGAGUCUGACGUGGGCCAGGGACCGCCUGACAGGCGUGGACUCGUCGGUGGCCGUGUCAUCUGGCGGCGAGCUCUUCCUGCGCUUCAUCAGCCUCACGUCGCUGGAGCACCAGGAUCUGUCCCGCUGCAAGAAGGUGAUGGAGGAGCGAGGGGAGCUUUUCUUAGAGAAGAUAUCCAUGUCCAGAAGCAAAGUAGCCAAGCUGUGUCACACCUUCAUCAAAGAUGGUGCAAAGAUCCUGACACACUCCUACUCUAGGGUGGUCCUCCGCGUGUUGCAGAAGGCGGCGGGCGAGAAUAAGCGCUUCUCCGUAUUCGUCACAGAGUCGCAGCCCGACGGCGCCGGGCGCCAGAUGGCAGAAGACCUGAGGAAGCUCAACGUUCCCGCGACGGUGGUCCUGGAUGCAGCUGUGGGGUACGUCCUGGAGAAGGUGGAUCAAGUCAUCGUGGGCGCCGAGGGUGUGGUGGAGAGCGGCGGGAUCAUCAACAAGAUCGGAACCUACCAGAUGGCGGUGUGCGCCAAAGCUCACAACAAACCUUUCUACGUGGUGGCCGAGAGCUUCAAGUUUGUGCGCCUCUACCCACUCAACCAACAGGACGUGCCCGAUAAGUUCAAGUACAAAGCAGACACGUUGAAGCAACACCCCAACUUGUCCGAGGAACACCCGCUGGUGGACUACACGCCCCCCUCCCUCAUCACCCUCCUCUUCACGGACCUUGGCGUCCUCACGCCAUCGGCCGUCAGCGACGAGCUCAUCAAGCUUUAUUUAUAAACAUUUGGCUCAUUAAACGUUGAAAGAUGGAAAAGAGGCCUGAGACUUUUCAUGAUGGCGCUCAGUCGUGUCCUCGCGUGAUGGCCUUCUCAAAGUCCUCCUCGCAGAUUUGACCCUUCUUCAGCCGCUUGAGGAGGCGAGUGUCGUUGAGAAGCUCCUGCAUGUCGUCGUCAUCUACGUCGGAGCCCUGAGGACAAGACGCAACACGCUGAAGAUGCUGCUUGUGGUUGUUGGGUUUGAUGGCGCGUUACCUGCUCCUGCUUCCUUUUGGUGGCCGCCUUCUUCCUGCGCUCCUUCCUGGCUUUCUGCUUGGACCAGGCUUGGUUCCUCUGAGGCUUCUUCUUGUGCUCCAUCGUCUCUCGCUUCUCCUUGAGCUCCACCAGCAUCUUCUGCCGGCAUCGCUCCCUGUGCUUGUCCUUGUAGCGGAUGGUCUCCGUGUCCACCUCCACUUCCUGGAAGUCGGGGAAGGUUUUCCCGCGGAGUUCCGGCAUCUUUGGCAGGCGGAGGAGAGCGAAGCCGCGAGCCACCGAGGCAAAGUCCAGAUCUAGGAAAAACAGCAGAAUCUUCAGCUGUCGAGUUUGGACUUCCCCGGUGCCCAACGUGGCGUUUCACCUUUCACCCUGAAGAUGAGGCUGCACUCGUGCUUG